Messenger RNA from Bacillus rossius redtenbacheri, 4395 nucleotides. RefSeq names its product bone morphogenetic protein 2-like. The record is from RefSeq and is a predicted model, not a curated record. Lineage: Eukaryota; Metazoa; Arthropoda; Insecta; Phasmatodea; Bacillidae. Gene Ontology annotation, cellular component: extracellular region. The transcript has 6 exons. The coding region runs from base 11 to 1171 and encodes 386 amino acids. Gene Ontology annotation, molecular function: cytokine activity; growth factor activity.
GCGACGCACGAUGCACGCAGGCGCGGCGACUGUGGCGUGGUGGCUGGCGGCGCUGGCGCUGGCGGCGGCGCGCGGCGGGCCGGCAGACAGGGAGCAGGCGCUCAGCAGGCUGCAGGAGGUGUUCGGGCUGCCCGGCAGGGACGCCAGGCCGCACGGGCGCCACGAGGCGCCGCCCCAGUUCAUGACGGAGCUGUACGACGCCGUGGCGGGCCCCAGCGGCCUGGCCAGGGGUAGCAGCCCCUACGACGCCGAGGUCGUGCGCAGCUUCAUAGAGAGAGACAACUCGCACGAGCAGUUCUUCUUCUUCAACAUCACCGGGCUGGACCCGGGGGAGCGCGUGCUGGAGGCGGAGCUGCACCUGUUCCGCGUGCGCGCGCCGCCCAAGGAGGCGCACCGGGUCUUCCCGUCGUCCCCGGACUGCCUGCUGCACGUGUACCAAGUGCUGGAUAGCAGCGCGCUCUCGCAGCCCGACCUGCAGCGCCUGCUCAGCGUGCACUACAUCAGCCGGGGCGGCUCCGGCUGGCUGGUCGUGAACGUGAAGCAGGCCGUGCUGGACUGGGUGGGCGGCCGGCGCCCCAACCUCGGCCUGCUCGUCGUCGCCUCCGACGUGUUCGGCCAGCCGGUGGCGCUCAGCGUGGCGCGGCGCGGCCGCCACUACGGCUCCAAGCAGCCCGUCCUGGUCCUCUUCGACGACUACGGCCGGCGACCUCCGGAGACCAGCGCGUCCGGUUCGGGGCCGGGCCCGGCGGACAAGGAGCGAGCCGCGGGGUGGAGGGCGAGGCGGUCCUUGUCCGUCAGCACCGAGGAGAGUCCCCGCGGAGAGUCGCCCCGCGCCCCGGACAACAUCAACUCCAGCGUGCCCGAGUGCUCCAGGUACCCGCUCUACGUCAACUUCUCCGAGAUCGGCUGGGACUCCUGGAUCGUGGCUCCUGAAGGCUACAUGGCGCACCAGUGCAAGGGCCCCUGCGACUUCCCCCUGGGGCAAGGCCAGGCGCCCACCAACCACGCCACGGUGCAGAGCAUCAUGCACGAGCUGAAGGAGGGCGUGGCCAAGCCGUGCUGCGUGCCCACGUCCCUCGCCUCCUUCGCCGUGCUCUACCUGGACGACCAGAUGAACGUGGUGCUCAAGAAGUACGAGGACAUGGUGGCCGAGGGCUGCGGCUGCCAGUAGUGGGGGGAGGUCCCGCUGGGCUCCACGACGCAUCCGCGCACUGCGUCCGCCCAAUCCGCCGGUGAAGUGACGUCCCUUCCGGAUCGGUGGGAUCUGACUCGCGGCCUCAGCGGGGAACCCCCCUGUCUCAACUUUGUCUUCACCGCAAGAGACAUUCGAACAUCGUGCUCUUUGAUCUCUCACCUCGAGGAAAAGCUGUUAUCGCUUAUGUCCCGCUAAACUGUGUGCGAUUACUAAUGUCUGAUCGCGACGCAGGAAACGCUUGCUAACCUUUUGUCGCUCGAACAAAAUCUCCAAAAGCAAAAAUAUUAUCUAAUAGUCACGAUUUUAACUAUUGAUGUAUCACUUGGCGUUCAUAUACUCAAGAAAGUUGUGUGAAUUUGCCUCGACCGUACAAAAUAAUCGGUAACAGGCAAAAAAAGAUGUAUCUACAACACAGUGUUGGAAAGUAGGCAGUGCCUGCUUGUCGACCAUUUCGUAUUUCGUCGUCAGUUCUCAUGCUUACUAAACUCGGGUGGCGCUCAUCUUGGCCUUGGCAUCAUCUUUAUCAUGACAAUGAUCCUUAAUUUUUCUAAGAUGUUUGUUAAAUAUAGCAUUAAACUACAAAAUAAUUUGGCUUCAUGUGAAUGCCAAAAGGCGCCUCAUCUCUAAUGAUGCCCAAACUUAUAUAAUCUUGUUACCUACACUAAAUGCUAGGCUUUAUUAUUUUUCCCUAACCCCGUUCGUAGUUUUUAUUGGUCAUCUUCCUUUAAGGUAUUAUUGGACCCCCAAUAUGUUUAACUCCUAUCAUCUUAUUAUUUUUACAGACACAAUGAAAAAAUGUUGGAGCGUGCAAAAUUACCAUGAAUUUCUCUUUAUCAAAUUAAAGUUCCCAUUAAUGUUCUGUGUGAUGAAUGGUUAAGUUGGUUUAGCAGCUAUAUAUGUACAAGAGGAAAAAUGUAACACUUUUCUUUAAUUACAUAGUCUAUGUGAUAAGAAAUAAUAUUAGCUUUCACAGACCAGUUGAGAAAAUAAUUGAGCUAUAACGAGUUUAAAUUUCGACUUGCGCAUGUGACUUCAAGACAAUACUUGUCAGUUUUAUUAAAGUUUGGUUUAUGACAGUAAACUAAACAAAUCUCUUCUUCUAAUAUUAAUAGCACAAUAUAUUUUUAUUCCCCCAUCUAUUCAUAUAAACCAAAUAUGUUUUUAGAAUGUUUAUAUUGGGUAUAUUUCUGCCUACAGAUAUUUUUUAACACUUAGACCAUAGGAAAAUUUUCACUGUAUAGAUAAAUAUAUGCUGGCGAAUGAUUAAAAUUGAAACUUUGAGAAAGUUAGAAAAAUAUUGCUGAAUUCUUGCAGGUAAUAAAUUUAUCAGUAUAUUUGUGAAAGAUGAGAUUAAAUCAAUCUGUUUUUUAAUAAAAAAUAAAUGUUUACUGCCAUGUACAUUUCAAGGUGUUACACAACUACGCCGGUAUGCGUAAAUGUAUACGUGGAGCUCAAAAAAAUCAAUUAAGAAAUCAUUUAUGGCUAGUUAACAACUUGAUAGCUAAAUAAAUUUAAUGUUUGACAGUCUAGCCACUCACUUGAAGCCUUUGCAUUGUAGAACUUCAGGAAUUAUUUUCGUCAAUGGAGUCAUAUUUCAUUCCCACGUGACACAUUGACAUCGAAAUCCACGAAUGAUUUGUAAUUUCACGUGUGAAUUGCGACAGUAUUUCAGAAUUACGGUUUGUUGUGCUAGUGGUCUUUCAAGGUGGGACGCUUCCUUCAUGAUAUGACCAUGUUUAAGUACUCUUUGGUUCUGAGUAAAAAGGUCAAGAGAACCGAAAACUGGUCAGUGCUCUCCACCUAAUACAAAAAUAAUAAUAAUAAAAUCGUGCUUCAAUAUAUUGUGUGGUCACCUGUCGAUGUUUUGAUAUACGGAGAUGCCCCCGUUGCUGUAGCAAAUUAAUAUUUGACGUAACUUUCUGCUGGUGCCCCUAAUUUUCGUAGCGAUUAGGUUAGGUGAAAUAUAAAAAUAAUGCUUGUUUUAUUUAUAUCUAGAAAUAUUGAUCUCUUGGGGGCAAUGUGCUCCGAUAUCUCAGCAACUAAUCUAAUAGCGAAAAUAUCGGGCUUCUGAUGUACAGCUUGUUAAUUAUAGCAUUUUCCUGGUUAUAAAUACAUGAAGCAAGUUGCUCCGGUGGAAGCUAGUCGACACGAGGAAAAAGAAAUAUGACUGUUGAUUUAUGAUAAUUUGAUGAGGAAUAUUAAACGUGCCAGAGAGAUACAAGACUACGAGUGGAAAUGAAAUUGCCUUCACAACUUCUUAAUAUUCAUCGAUAAACAUCUUGCGUUGCUUCUUAACAGUUAGACUUAAAGCAAGUUAAUUAAGAAAUAAUUUACUGUGAUUUUAUUAAGAUUUAUAGUAGCGCAUGUGCAUGGUUUGGUUUUGUGCAAAAGUGUUAAAAGAGGGAUUUUUUUUCUUUAUGGCAGUAUUCCAAGAGCUUUGUAAUAACGUUGUAAAGAAAAGCAUUUGAUCAAUUACAAAUGUCCUUAGCCAAAUAAGUAAUAGAAAAAUGUCCAGUGUUUUGACUAAGUGUACACGCAAUCGCAAUUCAAUUGUUAUAUUCCAUACUUUAUUAAAAAUACAACCCUCUGAGAAAUAAUUAUAUUUUUAUAUAAUACAUGUAAUGCAUUUUAUUUAUUGCCACCAUGCCCUUUCUGUCUAAAUACAUUCAAUUGUCAUUCGUUAAGAUUCUUAUGUAAUGAAAACAAUGACUCCGCUUAUUUUUUACGUAAAGAAUCAUCUCACGACGAUUUUUGGUAGAUUUCAAAGAAUCAUGUACACAUAAUAGCAAGGUGAUUCUUCUGAAAUAUAUGCAACCAACCUUACUCCAGGCGUGCUAGACAAAGCUGUCUUGUUUAGGAUCAAAAUAAUAUUCACUAGUUGGGAAAGAGCGUGUGUAAUAACAUUCAACUACCAAUACUAAAAUAAAAAAUACAAAACUAAUACAACAAUAGCAUGAAUUACAUAAAACUACAUAUUAUUUUGUGUAGAAAUACAUAUAUGUACCUACAAUUAAUAAAAUUCAGGUAAUUAUCGGAUUAAUGCACAUGUUUCUAAAAUGUUAAAAAUUUAUUAAACCUGUUUAUUUAAAUUAUUUAUGUUAAAAUUUAUUAGUUAAUUUUAAAAUAUAAUGUUCAUGACAAUAUUGGUUUUGAUUUGUAUCAAUCAGAGAGAGAAAAAAUAAAAACUAUGGCGUCACGCA